AUGAAGAGCCAGCAGAGUAAUAUAUGGGGUGAAGAAGAACAAAAACAUAUUGGCAAGAUUGUUGAAUUUUUUCAAACUACUGAUAGGAAAAAUUAUUUCCGGGUCCAAUGGUUUUACAGAAUUCAAGAUACAGUUGUCAAAGAUGCAGGUGAUUAUCACGACAAGAGGCGUUUGUUCUAUUCAUCAAUAAUGAAUGAUAACUUAAUAGAUUCCAUAAUAGAGAAAGUGAAUGUUAGAUACAUAAAACCCAAGGUUGGUCCGAGGUCGACUUCUGUUUUACCAUCUAACUUCUAUUAUGAUAUGGAAUAUUGUGUUGAAUACUCUACAUUCCGCAAAAUACCAACAGAUAAUGUUGUUAAGAUUAAGGAGUCAUCACAACCUGCUGUGCUCGAGAGUCUCCCAACAGAGGCAUCUACUAUUUCCAAGACCCUACCUAGUUCUGAAUCACACAGGACAGAACUGACAUUGCUAGAUCUCUAUUCUGGCUGUGGUGGCAUGUCAACUGGACUGUGCUUAGGUGCCAAACUAUCAUCAGUUAGUCUUGUCGCGAGAUGGGCUGUUGAUAGUGAUACGUCUGCAACUGAAAGCUUGAAACUAAACCAUCCAGAGACGCACGUGAGAAAUGAAUCUGCAGAGGACUUUCUGCAACUAUUGAAGGAGUGGGAAAAGCUAUGCAAACGGUAUAAUGUUGGUGACACAGAAGGAAAAACUCCAAUACGGUCAAGGAGCUCAGUAGGAAAGAAGCAAGUGAAUUAUCAAUCUGAUGAUAGUUCUGAUGAUGAACUUGAAGUAUCUAGGUUAGUUGAUAUAUGCUACGGUGAUCCCAGUAAAACAGGAAAACAUAGUCUACAUUUGAAGGUGAACUGGAGAGGUUAUGAUGAAAGUGAAGAUACAUGGGAACCAAUUGAAAACUUACACAAUUGUAAGCAAGUCAUUCAGGAUUUUGUGAGAGAGGGGAUACAAUCAAAACUCUUGCCUCUUCCUGGUGAAGUUGAUGUUGUUUGUGGAGGUCCUCCAUGUCAAGGAAUUAGUGGAUAUAAUCGCUAUAGAAACAUGGAAUCACCACUGGAUGAUGAAAGAAAUCAUCAGAUAGUAGUUUUCAUGGAUAUAGUGAAAUAUUUAAAGCCCAAGUAUGUUUUAAUGGAGAAUGUGGUUGACAUAUUAAGAUUUGACAAGGGUUCACUUGGAAGAUAUGCUUUAGGUCGGUUGGUACAUAUGAAUUACCAAGCAAGAUUGGGAAUUGUUGCAGCUGGGUGUUACGGUCUUCCACAAUUUCGACUGCGUGUUUUCAUGUGGGGGACUCAUCCUGAUGAGGUCCUACCCCAGUUUCCAUUGCCAACACAUGAUGUUAUUGUUAGAUACUGGCCUCCACCUGAGUAUGAGCGUAAUACUGUUGCUUAUGCUGAGGACCAAAAACGAGAAUUAGAGAAAGCUGUUGUUAUUCAAGAUGCCAUCUCCGAUCUUCCUCCUGUCACAAACUUUGAAACUCGGGAAGAAAUGGCUUACAAAAAUCCUCCAGAAACAGAAUUUCAAAGAUAUAUACGGUCGACUAAGUAUGAGAUGACUGGAUCCACAUUAAAUGGAACAACAGAGCAAACUCAUUUAUUAUAUGAUCACCGACCUCACUUAAUGUCUGAAGAUGACUACCUACGCGUUUGUCAAAUACCCAAACAAAAGGGAGCGAAUUUCCGUAAUCUUCCUGGUAUAAUUGUUGGAGCUGACAAUGUGGUUAAGCCACAUCCAGUAGAGAAAAUUCCAUUGCUACCAUCUGGAAAGCCAUUGGUCCCAGAUUACUGCCUCACUUAUGAACAAGGGAAGUCCAAGAGGCCAUUUGGACGGUUGUGGUGGGAUGAGACUGUUCCUACUGCACUAACCUCCCCAAGUUGUCAUAACCAGGUAGUACUACAUCCAGCUCAGGAUCGAAUCCUCACUAUACGAGAAUUUGCCCGGCUGCAAGGAUUUCAUGAUUAUUAUAGAUUUUGUGGGUCUGUGAAAGCAAGGUACCGUCAAAUUGGAAAUGCAGUUGCUGUUCCUGUUUCACGAGCUUUAGGAUAUGCCCUAGGAAUUGCACAUAGGAAGCUUGGCAAAAAUGCAGGCGUAACCACCAUAGUUGAGUUGGAAAAUGCAGGCGACACCACCAUAGUUGAGUCAGAAAAUGCUGGCGACACCACCUUAGUUGAGUCAGAAAAUGCUACCAACACCAAAAUUGCUACCACCAUCUUUGAGUCAGAAACUGCUGCCAACACCAUUUUUGAGUCAGAAAAUGCUGCCAACACCGUUUUUGAGUCAGAAAAUGCAGGCGACACCACUGUAGUAGAGUCAGAAAAUGUUGCCGAAACGAUCAGUUUUAAUUUAGAAAAUGGUCAGGACACCACCAUUUUUGAGACGGACAAUGCUGCAGACACCUCCAUUUUUGAGUCAGAAAAUGCAGGUGACACCACCAUGUUUGAGUCAGCAAAUGCUGCAGAAACCACCAUGUUUGAAUCAGAAAAUGCUGGAGACACCACAUGUUUGAGUUAG
Molecule: messenger RNA, 2520 nt
Organism: Vicia faba (fava bean)
Lineage: Eukaryota; Viridiplantae; Streptophyta; Magnoliopsida; Fabales; Fabaceae
Source: the annotation of a GenBank genome assembly